Rhincodon typus (whale shark) is the source of this 1599-nucleotide messenger RNA. Its product is annotated as retinoid isomerohydrolase RPE65. The transcript is spliced from 14 exons. The record is from RefSeq and is a predicted model, not a curated record. Gene Ontology annotation, molecular function: beta-carotene 15,15'-dioxygenase activity; retinol isomerase activity; all-trans-retinyl-ester hydrolase, 11-cis retinol forming activity. Lineage: Eukaryota; Metazoa; Chordata; Chondrichthyes; Orectolobiformes; Rhincodontidae. Gene Ontology annotation, biological process: retinal metabolic process; zeaxanthin biosynthetic process. The coding region runs from base 1 to 1599 and encodes 532 amino acids.
AUGGCAAAUCAAAUUGAACAUCCAAGUGGUGGCUAUAGGAAGUUGUUUGAAACAGUCAAGGAAACUGCUCAACCGCUGCCAGCCUGUGUUAGAGGUGCAGUUCCUUCUUGGUUAAAGGGUAGUCUUCUACGAUGUGGUCCAGGUUUAUUUGAGGUAGGCUCCGAGCCAUUUUAUCAUCUAUUUGACGGACAAGCUCUUCUUCACAAAUUUGACUUCAAGAAUGGAGAAGUCACCUAUUACAGACGGUUUAUUCAAACCGAUGCUUAUGUGAGGGCCAUGACUGAGAAACGAAUAGUAAUCACUGAAUUUGGUACUUUUGGUUAUCCUGAUCCAUGCAAGAACAUCUUCUCCAGAUUUUUUUCCUACUUUGAAGGUAUUGAAAUCACUGACAAUGCUCUAGUAAAUGUGUAUCCCAUUGGAGAAGAUUAUUAUGCCUGCACUGAAACCAACUACAUCACAAAGAUCAACCCAGAAACAUUGGAAACAAUACAAAAGGUGGAUCUUUGCAACUAUUGCGUAAUCAAUGGUGCAACUGCUCAUCCUCACAUCGAACAUGAUGGAACUGUCUACAAUAUUGGCAAUUGCUUUGGGAAAAGGUUUUCUUUUGCGUAUAAUAUUAUCAAAAUACCUCCGCUGCAGUCAGAUAGGCAAGACCCAUUGAGAAAAACGGAAGUGGUUGUCCAGUUUCCAUGUAGUGACAGAUUCAAACCAUCCUAUGUACACAGUUUUGGUUUGUGUGAAAACUACAUUGUAUUUGUGGAGCAACCAGUCAAAAUUAACCUCUGGAAAUUUCUCUCAUCAUGGAGCGUGCGAAGUACUACCUAUAUGGAUUGCUUUGAAUCAAAUGAUUCGAUGGGAACAUGGUUCCAUGUUGCAAACAAGAAGACUGGUGAAUACCACAACAUAAAAUACAGAACUUCAGCAUUUAAUAUUUUCCAUCAUAUUAACACUUAUGAAGAUAGUGGCUUUAUAAUUGUUGAUGUAUGCUCCUGGAAAGGGUUUGAGUUUAUAUAUAAUUACCUGUGGCUUGCCAAUUUACGUGAAAACUGGGAAGAACUUAAAGUGAAUGCAAGGAAGGCUCCUCACCCAGAAGUUAGAAGAUACGUUCUACCAUUGGAUAUAAACAAAGUUGAACAUGGCAAAAAUUUAGUGUCUCUUGACACCACAACUGCCACUGCGACAGUUCGGCAAGAUGGAACAAUUUGGCUGGAACCAGAAGUGCUCUUUUCAGGGCCUCGGCAAGCAUUUGAAUUUCCUCAAAUUAACUAUCAGAACUUUAGUGGAAAGGACUACACAUAUACUUAUGGACUGGGAUUGAACCAUUUUAUUCCAGACAAGAUAUACAAGUUGAACAUGAAAACUAAAGAGCACUGGUUAUGGCAGGAACCUGAUACAUAUCCAUCAGAACCAAUCUUUGUUCCACGUCCAGAUGCAAUGGAUGAAGAUGAUGGCGUGUUACUGACUUCAGUUGUAAGCCCAGGUUCAGGACAAAAACCUGCUUUCCUUUUGAUUCUUGAUGCCAAGGAUCUCCAUGAAAUAGCUCGGGCAGAAGUGGAGACCAACAUCCCGGUUACCUUCCACGGAAUGUACAAACCAUAA